UCAGAACCUUACAUCCGGUCUCUCUCUUCCGACGUAAACAAAGAUUUAGGUUAUCUUAACCUCUUCGGCAAUGCUGCUGUCUGCUUGAAAAUCCCAGGGCGCUUUUCUGUGUUUGAAUAUUUACUUGCCAUGUCUGACCAGAAAGUGAAGACUCUCACUGCUAAACAACAAAAAAACACAAUUUCGGGUAAAAAAGGUGGCAAAGGCUGCAACAGAAAUGUUCGUCAUGUUCUGGCUAAACCUUACAGUAGAUUUUGGCCAUUGGUUGACAAAGAUGUUGAAUUGGAAGUAAACUCAUUACUGGAACGUCUUCUACCAGCAGCACGCAAACCAAUAUCUGCUGAUGAUUGCAAACUCUUGCGUGGAAUGCAGGGAAAAAGUAGAAAAGACGCCAGAAAUGAACUGACAAAAAAAAUAUGGGAAAGAAACCCACAAGCUAGCAUUCUUAGAAAUUUUUUAGUCUUAGGUAUCAAUGAUGUAUCGCGCAGUCUAGAGGAGAAUACUCUAGCAUCUUUACUAAUAUCUAAUGAAGCUGACCCUCCAAUUCUUACUCAACACCUGGCUACCCUAGCAGCUUCUAGAAAUGUCCCUCAUAUUGUAUUACAACAUCUAAAAGGAACUAUGAAGAAAAGUGUUGACUUCCCAUCUCUAGCAGUAGGAUUGAAGAAAGUUGUUGCGGAGGACAAUGAUAAUUAUUUUCAUUUAGUUCAUCUGAAGAUUGUUAGUGUUUUCAAAACUAUAGUAACACCCAUGUUGCCUGAUUUACCCAUAGAGGAGACAGUUUCUGAAAAUUUACAAGACUGCCCUCCUGUUGUGACCAAAGUAAAAGCUCGCAGUCCUGUCAAUAUUUACCUAACUCGAAGUUCCAGUAAAUACCGUGCUUUCAUACCUGGGAAGGGAUUACAAGUGGGAAGUGAUUCUUCUUGGUCGCCAUACAUUUCACUUAGUAAUUUGGAAAAGAUGGAUCCUGCUAUACCAGCGACUCAAACUCCUAAGAAAAUUUUGGGAUCUACAGUUGUUCCUGAGGCUAAAUCAUUCUUGCAGAGAGUAAGAGAUGCAAAGAAGGCUGUAAUUCAGCCGCCAUCACAGGAAAUGCCCACUGGUUCCUUCCUGUCAUUGUCAGACAAUGGUGAUGCAAAUGAGGUAAUUGAGGCAAGGGAGGAAAAAUUACCUGUACACACCGAUAAAGCUCCAAAACCUGUUAAGCGGUACUUCAGUUCAUUGGAACCUUUAAAAGUUAAGAGGAUGCAAGGUAAUCCAGAGAAGAAGAAGAAGAAAAAAAAAAGUAAAAUGUAGGAGCUUUUGCUCUGUGUUUUUGUGAAUGAAAAUAAAUGGUACUGUUUAUAAUGCAGCAGAUCAUGAGGCCUA
This is a messenger RNA of Thrips palmi, 1368 nucleotides long. RefSeq lists its product as uncharacterized. The transcript has 5 exons. NCBI's taxonomy places the organism in Eukaryota, Metazoa, Arthropoda, Insecta, Thysanoptera, Thripidae. Gene Ontology annotation, biological process: tRNA 5'-leader removal. The record is from RefSeq and is a predicted model, not a curated record. Gene Ontology annotation, molecular function: ribonuclease P RNA binding; ribonuclease P activity. Gene Ontology annotation, cellular component: ribonuclease MRP complex; nucleolar ribonuclease P complex; fibrillar center. The coding region runs from base 130 to 1296 and encodes 388 amino acids.